This is a messenger RNA of Fusarium tjaetaba, 432 nucleotides long. Its product is annotated as carboxymuconolactone decarboxylase. Bases 1 to 432 code for a protein of 143 amino acids. Gene Ontology annotation, molecular function: peroxiredoxin activity. NCBI's taxonomy places the organism in Eukaryota, Fungi, Ascomycota, Sordariomycetes, Hypocreales, Nectriaceae. The record is from RefSeq and is a predicted model, not a curated record. The transcript has 2 exons.
AUGUCUCAAAACCAAGAAUUCAGCGAAGGUUUCAAAAAGGGCCUCAAAGUCCGCGGUGAAGUUCUCGGCGAAGAAUACGUCUCCAAAGCAGUCGCAAGUCUCGACAACGAAUACUGGAAACCCGCACAAGAGCUCAUAACAGAAUAUGCCUGGGGAAACGUAUGGACUCGACCUGGUCUUGAUAGAAAGCAGAGAAGUCUUCUCACUUUGGCGUUUUUGACGGCGCAAAAGGCAUGGCCGGAAUUGACGCUACAUACAAAGGGAGCUAUGAGGAAUGGUUUGACGGAGAUUGAGAUUCGAGAGGCGGUUUUGCAGUCGAUGAUUUAUCUUGGUGCUCCUGUUGGGUUGGAGGCGAUGAGGGUUACGGAGAAGGCUAUCAAUGAGUUUAAGGCGCAGGGUGGAAGUGAAGCCAGUGGCUCUAAGAAUGAUUGA